CCAAAUAGCCCUCCUCGCCGGCGCAUUGCUGCAUACUAGUGAGCAAAGCUAAGAAGCAGCGAAAUCUGAAUACUCGGUUGCAAUGGCGGCACUAAAUCUCACCUGUCCAUUCUCCCCGCCCGCCCACGGCUACCUUCGCCACCGUUCACUUCCCAAGUUCAAAACCAGAGUCUCCUGCUCUUUCUCUCCUCUUCCUAGCAAGUUCAAGCGGCAGUACACUAGUGUAAUGAUAGUGCCGACGGGAAUAGGAGCGGCGAUUGGUGGCUAUGCUGGCGACGCUUUGCCAGUGGCGAGAGCUUUUUCUUCCGUUGUUGACUGCCUUAUCACUCAUCCUAAUGUUCUUAAUGCUGCAAUGCUGUAUUGGCCCAUGUCAAAUGUGUUGUAUGUUGAAGGCUAUGCUUUAGAUCGGCUUGCAGAAGGACUUUGGGCACUGGAACCGGUUCAUCAAAAUAGAGUUGGAUUGGUUCUUGAUGCUGGAAUCGAAGAAGAUCUUCGUAUUCGCCAUCUACAAGUUGUUGAUGCGGCUAGAGCGUCCCUUGGUCUCUCAUUUGUGGAAUAUACUGUAACAGACCUCCCUUUAAUGGUGGAGAAGUGGGUUGACCCAAAAUGUGGGCAGUCAACUGGGAGGAUACAAAAUCCAGACUCCCUGUUGAGGGCUGUAGAGAAGUUGGUAAAAGGUUCAGAUGUGAAUGCAGUUGCAGUUGUUGCACGUUUUCCAGACGAUGAUGAUGAAGAUAUAGAUGAUUACCGACAGGGGAUGGGAAUAGAUCUCUUGGCUGGUGUGGAGGCAGUAAUAAGCCAUCUAGUAGUGAAACAUUUUCAAAUUCCUUGUGCACAUGCUCCUGCAUUAUCACCCCCUCAACUAAGCACUUCAGUAUGUCCAAAAUCAGUUUCUGAAGAGAUAGGAUAUACUUUCUUGCCAUGUGUGCUUGCUGGGCUUGGUACUGCACCACAGUAUCUGAUCAAGGGAACUGAGAUUUUAGGAAAAAACUGCAUUUCAGCCAGUGACGUUGACAGUGUCAUUCUACCAAUUGAUGCUUGCGGGGGAGAUGGUGCCCUUGCAUUUGCAAACAGUAAAAGAAACAGGCCACUUAUAAUCGCUGUGGAAGAGAAUGAAACUGUUCUCAAUGAUACGCCUGAGAGACUCGGGAUAGAAGCUGUGAGGGUGUCAAACUACUGGGAAGCCAUAGGUGUAGUUGCUGCUCAUAAAGCAGGAAUUAACCCAGAUUCCCUUAGAAGAGACAGAAUUAAGAACAUUCAAAACCAUUCUUUGUUAGAGUAUCAUAGUAGAACUAUGCUAAAGUUGUAGUUAAUCAAUGUUAUUGGUGGAUUAUUUCUUUAUGUUAUUGUAAAUACAACAUAAAUUAUAAGCCAUUAAAAUAUGAGAAAUUACAUUGGUAGUAUUAUGAGCAGGUUUGUCUUGAUUAGAUUAACUACAUUUUUGUUUUGCCUUUGAUGGCAAUACGGGUACACUAGACAUAUCUGAUUUCCUUUUUGAA
Ipomoea nil (Japanese morning glory) is the source of this 1499-nucleotide messenger RNA. RefSeq lists its product as uncharacterized. The transcript is spliced from 9 exons. The coding region runs from base 83 to 1309 and encodes 408 amino acids. The record is from RefSeq and is a predicted model, not a curated record. NCBI's taxonomy places the organism in Eukaryota, Viridiplantae, Streptophyta, Magnoliopsida, Solanales, Convolvulaceae.